CAGCGCUGUGUAUGGGUCUUGUAAUAAAUCGUUCGUUGUUCAUAUGCCACUUGAAACUAUAUUAGAAGGGGAGGCUCUCCGAUCUAGCUUGUCUCUUGGAGAUGCUGCGUUGCCUCUUUACGUGAUGGUCAACGACUUUCAGAACGGCAGAUGUUGGAUUCCUCACAUUGAGAAAGACACGUACUGUCGUAGUCUCCGCAGAAGACUGCGGCGCGAAGUUGCAUCUCUAGACAAAGUCCGGACUGUAAAGUACUACCAGUUCCCUCAACGCCCAAUCACGAGAGGUGCUCUGAAUGUCACCCCGGUCGAGGAUGAGGAUCAGACGGACGUGUUCAUGUUCCGGACCAACACCAGACUAUCCUUCAAACCCUUCGUGAACAGUGGCAGUCAGCGGCACAGCAGACACGGCGAUCACCAUCCGACAGGCAAACCCUACUACAACUACAAGGAGACACAAGAGAAGGUUUGCAAGCAGCAGAGUAAAGUACAAAGGCUAGAUUUAAUGGGAAGUCCAGUGGUAGACCAGAACUAUCAGUCUUUUAGACCCGGGAAUUAUCUCACAGUUAACAGACGGCUGCGAGGAAAACCCUCCAGGUACUCUAUGACGUCGCAAAGCUCUUACAAUCACCUCCAACAUAUUCAACACAUGAACUCGUUAUAUUAAGGAGUUUAUACUGAAAUACAAUGGAAAGUAAACUUCUGAACAUCGAUUUAAUAAAUUAGAUUUUGCCAGUUGAACCGCAUUUAUUUA
Messenger RNA from Bolinopsis microptera, 751 nucleotides. RefSeq lists its product as uncharacterized. The record is from RefSeq and is a predicted model, not a curated record. Lineage: Eukaryota; Metazoa; Ctenophora; Tentaculata; Lobata; Bolinopsidae. The transcript has 3 exons. Bases 44 to 664 code for a protein of 206 amino acids.